Candidozyma auris is the source of this 1488-nucleotide messenger RNA. RefSeq lists its product as uncharacterized. Lineage: Eukaryota; Fungi; Ascomycota; Pichiomycetes; Serinales; Metschnikowiaceae. Gene Ontology annotation, molecular function: GTPase regulator activity. The record is from RefSeq and is a predicted model, not a curated record. The coding region runs from base 1 to 1488 and encodes 495 amino acids. Gene Ontology annotation, cellular component: nucleus; cytoplasm. The transcript has a single exon.
AUGGAUGAGAUCUUAUCAAGAGCCAGUAAUCAGGCUAUGACAUUUGCCAUUCGGUCUGGGAUUACAUUGGCGUCAGGGUACGCUGUCAAAACUCUCUCGAAGUUCAUGGAAAGGAUUCCUGACACUGCAAACCAUGCUGUUGUCAGAUCGAGAGCAAAGUUGGAACUCAAGAUCAACAGCGUUGUACCUCUUCUCUCGUUGAUCAAGCUAAGAUGUGCCUCAGGAAAUUCAGUUUUGGAAACUACUAAGAAUUUGAUCGAAGAUCUAGAGAAACAAAUUGAGGAAUUCACAGAUCAGAUGAAUUCAGCGAUGAAUACGAUGAGUUCGAAAACCACGGCUGAGUCUAUCGCAAUCAUAGAAAACGAGAUAAAAAAGCUUGAUGCUGCACUUACUGAAACCGUUCCUUUUAUUACAUUAGCACACGCCUCUGUCGGUUUUAAUAGUGGACACUCAAUUCUCAAAAGUGUCUCAGUAAGUAGCGUGCUUAGAGCUUCGAAUUUCUUGUCGUCCGCAAGACAAAUUCUGCCAUUUCGUGAAAACAUACUGCUUAUUGGGCCAGAGUUUGACUUCAGAUACUACUCUGUCUUCUAUAACUCAAGCCGCUCUAAGUAUGUCGAAGGGAUUUCAAGCCUGAUCAAUGCUUUAACAUGGAAGGAGGAAUUUGCAAGAUGUCGUGUUCAACUAGUUCGGAGGCAAGAAAAUAGCGACCACUUCGAGUACUAUCUCAACGUAGUGGAGAAUUUUGACGACGGUUUGUACCAUGAAGAUUGCGAACCAAGACACACUAAGCUAUUUAUGAAAGACGUGAUGCGACAGUACAUGACAGCUAGUGGAAAAUUACUACGUCUUGAUUCGACUAGCUCUGCUGUGAUUGUCCUUAAAGUACGAAAUGGGGAUAAUUGGGACUAUGUCGCUUUUUCUCCCUACGAAGUCUCUGAUGAAGAAGAUGAUGAAGAUGAUGAAGAUGAUGAAGAUGAUGAAGAUGAUGAAGAUGAUGAGGAUGGAGAUCAAGGUGAUCGAUAUAGAGAAUGCAAAGAAGAGAAUAGCACGGUUGGUAAAUUUAAAAAUGAAGAUAUAAAUGAUGAAAUUGACGAAGAAAGUGGAGAUAAAAAUGACCAUGACAAGAUCGCAGAUAAUGUGGGUAAAAAGGUAUUUUCGAAAAAGAUAUGCAAUAAUCCAGUCGCUAGAGCUAAACUUGAGGGCCAAAAGAAUAAAACAAGCGACCUGAAUGUUCAUCGCAAGUUUAUGUCAAUAGACUUGGGUACCUUCCAGUAUCUUCUAAAAAUGUCUGCUAUCGAGGAAUCACAACAACGAAACAUUCUCGAUAUUGAGGAUGAAGUGUUGAUUCAGCUUCUUGAUCAUGAAACAAGCGAACUCAACUCUAUGCCAAAUUCUCGUAAUGACAAAUCUUACAAAAGAGCGGAAAAUCAGCACAAACUUGAUAAAGAAUCAAAUACGGCUCGUAUGAACAACUUAAGUCUCGAAUAA